CAACUGUGCACGACUUCCAGCCGACCAAGGACGAAAAACCAGGCAUUCAUGCCCUUUACGGCGUGCUCUUCUCGAUCCUGUGGCGCGAUGGGCGGCGCGCGUCUGCCCUGGCUAGCGCGCACCGAUGUCAUUAAGGAUCCUCCUUCGCAAACUCCGUUGAUCCCAUGACAUACGCUAUCAUUCGGCGCUACAUCAGAGGUCCCAGAAGGGCUUCUCGAGCGUCCGUAUGCGGGAUAGUGACAUACUUUGCUCGAGCCGGUCAUUCAACGGCGGACAAGCUUAUGUUGCCGAUCAGCCAUGGGCGCGAGCACGUCCGCCGGGGGCAUCACUCGAAGUUCUGAGUGGGCCUUGUCUGACUUCUGAAGCCGGCGUAGGCGGACGAGUGAUCGGGGAUAGCCCGUGGUCUGAUUACCUUGAAUUCGAACUGAGGACGCUAGCUUCAGUCCAGACCAUUGUUGGUAGUGUUGACCAUGUACUGCGCGCGGGCCAAUAUGUGGUUAAGUACCAUUCUGAUGACUGUCGUAGAUGUCGACAAGGAAGUUAUUGUUGCGAGAGUGCUCUGAACUAUGAGGAU
Schizophyllum commune H4-8 is the source of this 574-nucleotide messenger RNA. RefSeq lists its product as uncharacterized. The coding region runs from base 165 to 341 and encodes 58 amino acids. The transcript has 2 exons. Lineage: Eukaryota; Fungi; Basidiomycota; Agaricomycetes; Agaricales; Schizophyllaceae. The record is from RefSeq and is a predicted model, not a curated record.